This is a messenger RNA of Selaginella moellendorffii, 3630 nucleotides long. RefSeq names its product pentatricopeptide repeat-containing protein At5g27110. The record is from RefSeq and is a predicted model, not a curated record. NCBI's taxonomy places the organism in Eukaryota, Viridiplantae, Streptophyta, Lycopodiopsida, Selaginellales, Selaginellaceae. Gene Ontology annotation, biological process: RNA modification. Gene Ontology annotation, molecular function: protein binding; RNA binding. The coding region runs from base 32 to 2734 and encodes 900 amino acids. The transcript has a single exon.
GUUCUUCUCGAUUCCUCGAGAAACUUAGUUCAUGGUGGCUGGGAGGACUUCUUCUUCCGGCAUUCCAUACUGGCCCGUGGACACCGUCCUGAGCAUCCAGCUACUGACCCAAUUCGUGGAUCGGCUGGAGCGGCGAUGCAGCAAUCGAGCAGCGGAGGAGUCCGUCUACGCCAGGCUGAUGCGAGCGUGCGGGAUCUCGGGAGCCCUCGAACAGGGACGUCGAGUCCACGGUCACGUCCAGCGCCACGCUGACGAUCGAUCGCUCUUCUUCGGCAACAGGCUGGUAAACAUGUACAGGCGAUGCAGCAGCCUGGACGAGGCGAGAAAGGUCUUCGAUCGGAUGCGCGAGAGGGAUGUUGUUUCGUGGACCGCGAUGAUCUCAGCAUAUGCCCAGACCGGGCAUCAGCGACAGGCACUCGAUCUCUUCACCGAGAUGGCGGGCAGCUCUCUCGACCCAAACCGCGUCACCUUUCUCGCUUUGCUCGAAGCCUGCGACUCGCCCGAGUUCCUGGAAGAUGGAAAGCAGAUCCACGCUCGGGUCUCGGCGCUCCAGCUGCUGGAAUCCGACGUUCCGGUGGCAAAUGCGGUGAUGGGGAUGUACAGGAAGUGCGAGAGAGCAGAUCUAGCGAUGGCAGUAUUUAGCGAAAUGCGUGAGAGGGAUUUGAUUUCCUGGAACAACGCUAUUGCAGCAAAUGCCGAGUCGGGGGAUUACACGUUUACGUUGGCGCUGCUCAAGAGCAUGCAGCUGGAAGGAAUGGCGCCGGACAAGGUGACCUUUGUGAGCGCGCUCAAUGCUUGUAUUGGAUCGCGCUCGCUAAGCAAUGGGCGAUUGAUCCACGCGCUGGUGCUGGAGCGAGGCAUGGAGGGCGAUGUAGUGCUGGGCACCGCGCUGGUGACGAUGUAUGGGCGAUGCGGGUGCCUGGAGAGCGCGCGAGAGAUCUUCCACCGCAUGCCCGAGAGGAACGUCGUGUCAUGGAACGCGAUGGUGGCGUCGUGCACGUUAAACGCCCACUUUGCCGAGGCGAUCGAGCUCUUCAAGAGGAUGGUGGCGGUGGCGAUGGUGGAGCCGACGCGAGUGAGCUUCAUCACCGUCCUCAACGCGGUCACGACCCCGGAGGCGCUGGCGGAGGGGCGGAGGAUCCACGCGAUGAUCCAAGAGCGCCAGCUUCUUUCCCAGAUCGAGGUGGCCAACGCGCUAGUGACGAUGUAUGGCCGGUGUGGCGGCGUUGGAGACGCCGAGAGAGUCUUCUCCGCGAUGGAGAGGCGAGACCUCGUGUCCUGGAACGCGAUGAUCUCGGCCUAUGCCCAGUCAGGCCUCGCUCGCGAGGUGGUGAAUCUCUUCCAUAGAAUGCGAGCCGAGCGUGUUCCUCCCGAUCGCAUCACCUUCCUCAUGGCUCUGGACGCCUGCGCCGAGAUACGCGAUCUGGAUUCCGGAAGAACAGUCCACCACCUUAGCGUCGAGAGUGGAUUUGGAUCGUGCAUCUCCGUCGCGAACGCCACCAUGCAUCUCUACUCGAGCUGUUCUUCUUCCUCGAGUUCUUCUUCGUCGCUCAUGGAGGUGGUGGCCGGGAUCUUCGAGAGCAUGGCCGCCCGCGACGUGAUCUCCUGGAACACGAUGAUCACUGGCUACGUCCAGGCCGGCGAUUCAUUCUCGGCUCUCUCCAUCUUCAAGCGCAUGCUCCUCGAGGGGAUCCGCGGGAACCAGGUGACUUUCAUGUCCCUCCUCAGCGUCUGUGACUCGCGAGCUUUUCUUCGACAGGGAGAGACAAUCCACCGCCGCGUCAUCAAUCAAACGCCGGAGCUCUCCUCGGAUCCCAUCGUCGCCGCGGCCAUCGUCAACAUGUAUGGCAAAUGCGGCGAGCUCGACACUGCUCGCCAUCUCUUCGAGGAUACGAGCCACCGGAACUUGGCGUCGUGGAACUCGAUGAUCUCGGCCUACGCUCUCCACGGACGAGCCGAGCAGGCGUUUGAUCUCUCGGAGCGGAUGCGCAGGGAGGGAGUUCUUCCGGACCGAGUGACUUUCAUCACGCUGCUCAAUGCCUGCGUCGCCGGAGGAGCUGUCCGCCAUGGAAAGAUGAUCCACGCCCGGAUCAUCGACAGUGGGCUGGAGAAGGACACGGUGGUGGCGAACGCGCUCGUCAACUUCUACUCCAAGUGUGGGAACUUGGACACCGCCACCUCGCUGUUUGGAGCUCUGGAUUACCGCGACGUCGUGUCCUGGAACGGGAUCAUCGCUGGCUUUGCACACAACGGCCACGCUCGCGAGGCUCUCAAGUCGAUGUGGCUGAUGCAGCAGGACGGCGUGAGGCCGGACGCCAUAACUUUCCUCACCAUCCUCUCCGCCAGCAGCCAUGCCGGCUUCCUCCGCCAAGGUGGUGACGACUUUGUGUCCAUGGCCGUGGAUCACGAGCUGGAGCGAGGCGUCGAGCACUACGGCUGCAUGAUCGACUUGCUGGGACGAGCCGGGAGGAUUGGCGAUGCCGAAUACUUUGUGAGCGCGAUGCGGGACGAGGACAAGGAGGUGUCGUGGAUGACGCUGCUGUCGGCAUGUGAGGUGCACGGGGACGAGGAGCGGGCCAAAAGAGUUGCCGGGAGCAUUGUGGAGAUGAAUCCGCAGCACUCGAGCGCCUAUGUGGCUCUCUCCAACUUGUACGCGACUUGUGGUGACGGGAGCUUUCGCUUCAAGAGGCCCAGGCUCAAGAAAAGCUUGCUCGCUAAGUCGAGUUCUGGAUAACUUACUUCGAUCUAGGAGUAGACACACAGUGAAAACAUGACAAAGGAAAUGUAAAUUACGAUUGCUUUCCUGAUAACAAAGACGCUGACAUAUGCUCGACAUAUCCUAUAUCCUGGAAUGAAGAGAAGGAUUGUCAGUAUGAUCUCGAGCAAAAAGAUAUAGUAGACUUCCUACCUCCUGAGUCAGCUACAUGAGAGAUGCCACUUUUGGACGUAGACUCUUUGCAAGGUCUUCGAAGCUCCUCGAGAGCUGGAUCUCGUCAAUGCUCACUUGAAACAUGCCGUCGCCAGCAUCAGCCAUGUCGGUGAGAAGUUUCUUCGCGGAAUUGGUCGGAUCGGUCGCAAACAUGAUGGUGUGAAAGAUGAGACUCUGUUCCAGCUUCUUGAGUUGGUUCACGCAGUGCACGGGAUCCAAACCUCCAUAGUUGUCACCAUCGCUCAGAAACACCACUGCGGGACUCUUGCCGGCCACUGCUGGAUCACUGACCGAGCGAACUAGAAUCUCUUCAACGCGAGCAAUCCCGGACGAGUAAACAGUUCCCCCGGCGUCUUCAAAAGUGAGAAGCUUGUCCACCUGAGGCUCGGACAUGUGCUCCCGCUCCAUCGCGAUCUGUCCGUGGUCGUCAAAGAGAACCACUGACAUUACGUCUUGAAGGUUGGCGGCUAUGCGGGUCCGAAUGAAACGAACCAUGGCCUCGAAGACGCAGCCGAGACGGUUCUCCGGGAACUUGACCAUCUUCGGUUUAAUGUCCGGCGAUCCCAUGGAUCCUGAUCGAUCCACCACAAAAAUGACAUGGCUGGACACGUCUUUGGAGUGGUUGCACGCAAACUUGUGUCCGUCUUCAGUCACGUAGCCUGUAUAAGAGAUUUCUUUGGGCACUGGAUCGUGCCACAGCU